AUGGUCAUUAUCGUUACUGGUGGUGCCGGGUUCCUCGGCUGCAAUUUAAUCCAGCUACUUCUCGAGAAGAACCACGAAGUCGUCGUGAUUGAUUCACUAUGGACCGGAUCUCAAAGCACCCUCGAUAAUUUCCGAUCGGACAAGCGAGUGCGAUACAUCCAAGCCGAUGUACGAGAUCCGUUGCCAUGGAUAGACAACGUCGAACAAAUCUACCAUCUUGCGUGUCCUGCGAGUCCAGUACAUUUCGAGUCUCAACCGAUUGAUAUUUUGCAAACCUGCUUCAAUGGUGCCUCGAAUGUUUUGGACUAUGCGUUGAAACACAACGCUAGAGUGCUGCUCGCUAGUACAUCAGAAGUCUACGGCGACGCACAAAUCGCUUGCCAACGCGAAGACUACCGAGGCAACGUCAACUGCUUCGGCCCACGCGCCUGCUACGACGAAGGCAAGAGAGUCAUGGAAGCCCUCGGAUACGCCUAUCAAGCCGAACACGGUCUCGAAGUUCGCAUCGCACGAAUCUUCAACGCCUACGGCCCCUUCAUGGAGCCAGAAGACGGACGCGCAGUACCUAACUUUAUCAUGGCAGCUCUCAAGAGAGAACCAAUCACGAUAUUCGGCGACGGACACGCCACGCGUUGCUUUCAACACGCUAACGAUUGUGUUCGUGGUUUGGAGGCUCUGAUGAAUAGUGAUUAUCAUGGACCGGUUAAUAUUGGCAGUGAUCAAGAGAUGGAAAUUAGUGAGAUUGCGGAUAUAAUAUCGAGAGUUGUGGCGGAGAAGACUGGGUAUGAGGAUCCUGUUAAUGUGCAGUUACUGCCGAAGAGGGAGGAUGAUCCUAUUAGAAGGAAGCCAGAUACGAGUCUUGCUGAGAGGGUUUUGGGUUGGAAGCCUAGGGUUUCGCUGGAGGAGGGAGUAGCUUCGACGGUUGACUGGUUUAUCCAGAGGGAGAACGGCAUUUCGAGCAGGCUUUAG
This is a messenger RNA of Fusarium musae, 969 nucleotides long. RefSeq lists its product as uncharacterized. Lineage: Eukaryota; Fungi; Ascomycota; Sordariomycetes; Hypocreales; Nectriaceae. The transcript has 4 exons. Gene Ontology annotation, molecular function: UDP-glucuronate decarboxylase activity; NAD+ binding. Bases 1 to 969 code for a protein of 322 amino acids. The record is from RefSeq and is a predicted model, not a curated record. Gene Ontology annotation, biological process: D-xylose metabolic process. Gene Ontology annotation, cellular component: cytoplasm.